GGCGGCCCAGUCGCUGUACCCUCCCCGCCCCCAACUCCUCUGUGGACCCGCGCGCCUUGCGGCUUCCGUGCGCUCUUUUCCCCACCUUGACCCUUCUUGGCGCCCCUCCGGGCCCUCUGCCCCUGAUUACGGGGGUUCGCCGCGCCUUCGCCCGCCGCUGUCAUCUGGAGGAAAGAUGAAUGGGAGGGCUGAUUUUCAAGAGCCGAAUGCAGAAGUUCCAAGACCAAUUCCCCACAUAGGGGCUGAUUACAUUCCAACGGAGGAGGAAAGAAGAGUGUUUGCAGAAUGCAAUGAUGAAAGCUUCUGGUUCCGAUCCGUUCCUUUGGCUGCAACAAGUAUGUUGAUUACCCAAGGAUUAAUUAGUAAAGGAAUCCUUUCAAGUCAUCCCAAAUAUGGUUCUAUUCCUAAACUUAUAUUUGCUUGUAUCAUGGGAUACUUUGCUGGAAAGCUUUCUUAUGUGAAAACUUGCCAAGAGAAGUUCAAGAAUCUUGAGAAUUCCCCUCUUGGAGAAGCUUUACGUUCAGGACAAGCACGACGAUCGUCACCAUCUGGGCAAUAUUCUCAAAGGUCAAAAUAUGAUUCAAAAUAUGAUUCAUCUUUUGUGACAUCCCCAGCAGCAGACAACCUAGAAAAAGAGAUGCUUCCUCGUUAUGAGCCAAUUCCAUUCAGUGCUUCUAUGAAUGAAUCUACUCCCACUGGUAUUACUGAUCAUAUUGCCCAAGGACCUGAUCCCAACCCUGAAGAAAGUCCCAAAAGAAAAAAUAUUACAUAUGAGGAAUUAAGGAAUAAGAACAGAGAGUCAUAUGAAGUAACUUUAACACAUAAGACUGACCCCUCAGUCAGGCCUAUGCAGGAAAGAAUGCCCAAAAAAGAAGUCAAAGUAAACAAAUAUGGAGAUACUUGGGAUGAGUGAAAAAGUGCAUCAUUGGACCUUCUGAAGGAGUGUCAAUAUCCAGCCUCAUCUAGGUGGUCAUGAAUAUUGCAUGCUUUGAGCGCAGCAGCAGUCUUCAUAAACACGUUUAAAACUAGAACCUGGGUUUUUGUGUUUGUCAUUAUUAUGGCUUAUUAUGAUGUUUUUAAAAACCAGAUUUUAAUGUUACUAUUGUGUGAAUGUAUUCACCUUGGGAAACUAUAUGAAUGAUGGUAUAAUACCAUGAUAAUAUACAGCUCGUGAAAUUGUUUUAAGUUGCAGAGCAAAGAUACUCUUAACUAUCAAGAGAUUCUAGUGCUCCAGAAUCAGCAUAUAUGAAAAUAAAUAUCUGCAUGUUGAAUUGGGAUGGGUGGGGGGAGCAAGUAUACUUCUAAGUGUUAAGCUUUACAUCAAAAACUUAAAGUUUUUCUCCAGUGUUUGCUGUAUACCCUUAAUGUUUAUGGUAAAUAAAACAAUAAAGGAACAUG
This is a messenger RNA of Talpa occidentalis (Iberian mole), 1398 nucleotides long. RefSeq names its product OCIA domain containing 1 (gene OCIAD1). Gene Ontology annotation, cellular component: endosome. The transcript has 9 exons. Lineage: Eukaryota; Metazoa; Chordata; Mammalia; Eulipotyphla; Talpidae. The coding region runs from base 176 to 913 and encodes 245 amino acids. The record is from RefSeq and is a predicted model, not a curated record.